This is a messenger RNA of Ustilago hordei, 1989 nucleotides long. RefSeq lists its product as uncharacterized. The transcript has 2 exons. Bases 1 to 1989 code for a protein of 662 amino acids. The record is from RefSeq and is a predicted model, not a curated record. Gene Ontology annotation, cellular component: cytosol. NCBI's taxonomy places the organism in Eukaryota, Fungi, Basidiomycota, Ustilaginomycetes, Ustilaginales, Ustilaginaceae.
AUGCAGCCACUCGACCAGGAGGAAGUGCGAAUUGACGAAGCCAGAUUUAUCAACGUUCUCGAGGCGCACGCUAACCUGGUAGCCUCUGCGUCAAGUUCAGCCGAUGAUGCCGAGUUGGAGAUCGAAAUGUACGAAAACGUCAAACGGUACCUUACACGCCUUGGCAAGCGUAUGGCUGAGGAUCCAGAGGACCGUCCCAUUUUUGUCAAAAAUGGGUUCUUCAGAAUGGUGAUCAGGUCGCUUGCUAGCUAUUAUCCUACUUUUGAACGGGCUCAAGCUGCUCGUCCUUCGCCAUCGGCAGACGGAGAUGAGGCAGCGUGGAGGACAGAAACGGAGAAGAAAGACGACCUCUACCACCGCAUCUCGAUAGUGAUGAUGCUCUGUAUGCGUCUAUUGCGAAAUGUCAUGGCAGACAACCCCGAAGCGCAGAUAGAGGUCUGCCAAAAAUUUGAUCGCCUGUUGCCCUUCUUUGUCAACAUCACACGCUUCCACAAUCUGAAUGACCCCGACAUGGUACCACUCUGUUGCACAGGUGUACAGAUGCUAUCCAACCUCAUCACUAAGAACAGCAUCGUACAGGAUGAAAUGUGGCCGCGCAUUGUCACUACCGAUAAGGACGAGGAGAAGCUCGUCCUCAAGUUCCUUUCGUCUGCCCACACAGCAACGUCGAGUGCAGCCCAGGUUCUCCUUAUCAACUUCUUACGCGCCCCCGACUCAAACGGCAGCACCUAUCGACGGUGCUACGAGCUGUGCACCAGUCCUCAAGGUUUACAAAUUCUGCAUUCGCUCUUGAGCUCGUCGCAAAGCAUCAUGCUUCGUAUUGGUGAGCAACUCAAAAACCAACCCGAGUUCGAUGCCGAGUGGGAAGGCUUGGAGGACUCGCUCGGCUUUAUCUGGACUAUCUUCUCGGUACUGUUCGAUCAGGGCUACAGCUCGCUGCUCGUCUCUGCCCUAGCACCAAUGGAUGCGAUCUCAUCGUUAUCCAACCCUAUGGACGAACAGCUGAUUACAAAUUCCCAAGUGAUCCUGCUAAAGUGUAUCGACCUUUGGUUGCAUGCCUACCAUCUCGACACUCGGUCCUGUUGGUCUGAAGGAUCAAUUGGAACUUUUGCGCCAAAGCUGAACCUUGACUUGAAUGCAAACGAGGACGCGGUAAAGGGAGGCGGACUAUCGGGGCUUGUGGACCAUUUCAUGCGUCUCUCUGCCUUUGCCCGCGGUGCGAUGGCCAGAGGGAUUGCAAAGGAAGCAACGCCAGAGGAAAAUCAGCCUCAAGAUAGACGAUUGAUCGCAGUCCACGCUGCAUUGCUGCUGUUGCUGGAGUGCUUCAUGUCGAUCAACAUGUCUGCUGAUGGCUGGAGUGAUGGCGCUCUCGAGCAAGAAGGAGAACAGAGCUUUGCGAAUCUCUCACGCACUCUCUUGUCGGAGAUGAGAGGGAACGAAGCAUUUGUAGAAGAGUUGGUCGCACUCUUAGAUCAGACGCACAAGUAUGCGCCGGCGCUUUCGCCGUUCCGUCCGGACAAGGAGGCUAACGGGACAUCAAGCAAUAGUUCUGCGCACAAGGGACGCAGGCCGUUGCCACAAGGCCACGCAUAUUCAUCGACAGGAAAGGCAGCACAAGAGGGCAAGGACAAGCAACCAGCGUAUGGCUUCGAUCAUCUCAAGCGAGACAUCGUGCGCGUUCUGGCAUCUUUGGUGUACGCCCCGACGGGCAACUACAGAGCUUGGGGGAAGCCAAGCAAAACAUUCGAGUCCCCGCUCACUAAAACCCAGAUCCGUCAAGUUCAGGAUCUGGUCCGAGAGAAAGGAGGUCUCUUCCACGUUCUCAAUAUGACUGUUCUAGAUGAGCGCAACCCUUACAUGCGAGAACAUGCCAUCUUCGCACUGCGAUACUUGCUCGCCGGCAAUCAAGAGUCGCAAAACCUGGUCGCCUCACUACAGCCGACACAAUCGCAAAAUCCAAACGGAGGAAUGCAAUUACCCAUGGUGUAA